Molecule: messenger RNA, 1816 nt
Organism: Spodoptera litura
Lineage: Eukaryota; Metazoa; Arthropoda; Insecta; Lepidoptera; Noctuidae
Source: RefSeq, a predicted model, not a curated record
GAUCAGUAGUAAUUCAGUGAGCAGACACAGCCAUGCAGUGGCAGACGUGUGUGUUACUGUUGUGUGUGACGGCCAUAUUGGCGGACGACGAGUGGCGGGAAGUGAAAACUGCGCAAGGGCCUGUGCGCGGGCGCAAGCACCCCACUGAGGAUAUAUAUACAUUUUACAAUAUACCUUACGCCACAGCUCCUGUCGGUGUCGAUAAGUUCAAGGCACCCCUUCCUCCGCCGAUAUGGUUGGAGCCAUAUGACGCCAUUGACAAGCAAGUAGUGUGCCCUCAACCUACAUUAGAAUUUGCUGGUCUCCAACCAAGAACCUUACUGCAACAAGAAAAUUGUCUAAUUGCUAAUGUAUAUGUGCCAAACACAAAUAAGAAGAAUCUUUCCGUGGUAGUGUAUGUUCACGGAGGAGCUUUCGUAAUGGGAUGGGGAGAAAUGUUUAAAGGCACGCAGUUAUUAAAAACAAAAGAUAUAAUUAUCGUCACAUUCAACUAUCGACUGGGUGUUCACGGCUUCCUUUGUCUCGGUACUGAAGAUGCGCCAGGCAAUGCAGGAAUGAAGGACCAAGUAGCAUUGUUACGUUGGGUGCAAAAGAAUAUCGCGAGCUUUGGUGGAAAUCCAGAGGACGUCACAAUCAUAGGCUAUAGUGCAGGAUCCGCAUCAGUGGACCUGCUAAUGCUCUCUAAAUCAGCUGAAGGAUUGUUCCACAGAGUUGUACCAGAAAGUGGUGGAAACCUAGCUGCAUUUUCAAUUCAAAGAGACCCUGUAGAGGUUGCCAAAACAUUCGCUAGACAACUUAACUUUACUAACGUAGAUGAUAUUUAUGCUCUUGGAGAGUUCUACAAGACGGCUCCUUUAGAAUUGUUGAUUUCAGAUCCAUUCUUUGAUAGGACUGAUUCUACUUUCUUGUUCUCUCCGUGUGUGGAGCGCAAUAUGGGACAAGAGACGUUCCUGACAGAAUCUCCACUAACCAUAUUAAAGAACGGCAACUACAAGAAGUUACCAGUAUUGUAUGGAUUUGCAGAAAUGGAAGGACUGUUUCGUAUUGAUUUCUUUCCAUUCUGGAAGCAAAAAAUGAAUGAUAAAUUUUCUGAUUUCCUGCCAGCUGACCUUAAAUUUAAGUCUGAAGAAGAAAGGGAUGAAGUAGCCAAUAAAAUUAAGCGAUUCUUUUUUGGAGAUGGACCCGUUAGUGAAGAGAAUGUUUUAGAAUAUGUGAAUUUCUUUACGGAUGUUUUUUUUGCAUUCCCAAUGCUUUGGGCAACAAAAUUGCACGUAGAGGCAGGCAACAAUCAAAUUUAUUUGUAUGAAUACUCAUUUGUUGACGAAGAUGUUCCUGAGGUACCACACACUAACAUAAGAGGUGCUAAUCACUGCGCCCAGACGUUCGCUGUAAUGGAUGGUAAAAAUUUAACACAUUUAAGUCAUACAGAUGAGGCAUUGGCGACCCCUGAAUAUCAGAAAAUGAAGAAAACAGUGCGAGAAAUUUGGUAUAAUUUUAUUAAAACUGGAAAACCUGUACCUGAAGGAUCAUCGCUACCUGCGUGGCCGGCUGUCGGUGCUGACAGGUCACCCCAUAUGUCGCUGGGUCAGAAGAUAGAGCUGCGUGGCGUACUGCUGCAAGAACGCACACGCUUCUGGGAAGACAUUUACCAGAGAUACUACCGGGAGCCUGUACCACCACCAACAACUCCACCCAAGUCACGCUCUGAAUUAUAAAACCACUCUGUAACCUCACAAUUCUUCUAAUGCCUAAUAUUAAAAUGGAGGCAGUAAACGUAAUAAUGCGCUAAUAAAUGUAUAUUUAAUUUAUUACUUCA